GAUGAGCUGUCAGCAGCUGAGUGACAGUCAAUGACAGUGACUGAGUGACAGUCAGUCACAGUGGCAGUAGUGUAGUUUCAGAUUCUCAAGUCCAGACCUCAAGAACAGUGAAUAGGUCCCUGGCCUGGCCAGGUUUUUGAGCUCUUUGCCUCUUUGACUCCAACCAACAGAAGAUGAGUUUGAAGUUAAGUGAUCUCCAGCAUGGUACAAAGGAAAAUGGCGAUUGUUGCAAUAGUCCAGCCAUGCCACCAGAAUGGUUGGACCGGGCUAAAUUCAAUCGGGGACGGAAAUUCUUCAUGGACCACUUUGUCUCAGUGCUUUUGGGAAUGUACACUUCCUUGGCUAGUGGACUCUGUGUCACGAAUCUAUUGGUUCCAUUAGUGUACACGAAGAAGUCUGAUACUCCAACUAAAUCAUUCAGGCGCUACUUCUCCACAUUCCGACAGGUUGUCCUGUGGCAUCUUGGUGAUGUCUGGGACUCGCCGCAUGGUGUGGCUCAUGAAUCUAUCCUCAACGUCCGACAUAUGCAUAAACACGUGGCAGCCUCAAUGGACCACCAUGAACCAGGGAAACUCCAUGUCUCUCAGUAUGAUAUGACAUUGGUUCAAUGCGGCUUCAUGGGUGCUAUUGUCAUGUACCCUAAACAAUUUGGAAUCUCCUGUAGAGAAUCUGAUCUCGAAGACUAUAUACAUUUCUGGCGUGGCAUAGGAUAUCUCUUAGGAAUAGAUGACAAGUACAACUUAUGCCAAGGGAGUUAUGAUGAAACGUAUUCCAUAUGCAAGGAGAUAGAGACAGAAACUAUAAUUCCUGCCUUAGAUAACCCACCAUCAGACUUCAAAAAGAUGGUCAAGGCCUUCAUUGAAGGCUCCAACAUCCCAGUCAAGUUCAAACUCUUCUCAUUCGAGGCUAUAUUUGCCUGGAUUUAUGAAAUCAUGGGUCUUUCUCUUCCAGCGGUGAAGCUUGGUUUUGUCGAUGGUAUAAGAUACCGGUUGUAUAAGGGGGUUGUGAGAAUUCUUCGGUCAUUUCCGUCUGUUGAACGCGUGGUGAAUGGGUGGUUUGUGAAACAGUGGUAUAAGUUUCUGAAAUUGGAGAGAAAUACAGAAAUCAUUGCAUGAUCGGAAGAAAGUUCUCAAGCCACCAUUAAAAUUUGAUUUAUUGGAUAUGAAUACUCUUAAAACUAAAGGUUAAGUAGGCAGGCAAGUCAUCAGCAAAAUGGAUUAAUGGGUAACAUGAGGCAAACAGCAUUUUAUGAACAGCCUCAAAUACAUUUUUCCAUGAGUUUUGCUUGCCUUACCAUGGUGCAAUAAAACGGUAAAAUUAUUGAAGCACAGUAUGUGUAAUCUAUGGCAUGGGCUUGUUCGUUUCAAAAUUUCUGCUGCAUUCAUUCGCAGUGGUUCAUUCAAAAUUCUACUUGAGGAAAAUGAUGGUGCAGGGACCAAGUUGUGUUACCAUUUUCCUUUUGUUUUCUGUCCUCAUUGAAUGAAUUGAACCACAACAAUAAGGUAUGUUUAUAUCCUAGGGUCAUCUUAUUUACCCUUCAUCGACUGGUGUUAAUCUCAGGGUCUACAUUUAUAUCAAAUUAUCAUACCAGUGCACAAAUACAUUAUGUGACUAAAUUGCAUCAAACACCAUCACUAACCUGUAGUUUUGUUGCAGAAAAGGGACGUAUAAAAUUUAUUUCUUGGACAUUGAAAGCAGCGGUGAAAAGGCGAGAUAUAUGACCUGUCCUUUAGCAUGAUUUUGUCAUAAAAUGGGCAAGACUAUUCCAUCUGAAUUGGUUACAUUGCAUACCUUGUCUAGAGUAUUCCGAUUUCUUCUGACCCUGCCGUAGUUUUUGUAUUAGAUAUAUGUGUUGCUAAAAAUGGUGCUCUUUUCUUUUGAACUGUAAUUUAUUUCACGCUUUGCCUUGAUUGUGUGUUAAUCAUGUGCUAAUCAUGUUUAUUUUAAAACGGAUUACAUGCAGUUUGAAAUUGUUAGUGCUUUCACAUGGUAUUUAUUAUCAUUAUUAUUAUUAUUAUUAUUAUCUCACAAACUCCUGUGUUCAUGAUCAUGCCAAUCACUCAUAUUUCUAAAGUAAAGCCUCUCUGAAGUAACAUGGGUUGUAAAGGUUUUAAAGAGACCCUAAGGACUGAAAAAUGCUGUCCUUUAUUUCUAAAGUAAAGCCUCUCUGAGGUAACAUGGGUUGUAAAGCUUUUAAGGAGACCCUAAGGACUGAAAAAUGCUGUCCUUUAUUGAAUGGUGUCCUAAUCACAGAGGUAGAAUUCAAUGGAAAUAACCUAUAUUGGACAAACUGCAGUGAAAUCAAUAGAGAAGGCGUUCUUAAUAGAGAGGUGUCUGCUAAGGCAGGUACUAAUGCAUUUAAAUAAACUUGAAGUAACACAAGUCGUUAAGGUUUUUGAAUAAACUUGACAUUGUUGGAAAAUAUCUGUGGAGUCAAGUCGUGUUUUACAGCUCUAUGUCCUAAAUAGAUCACAUAUUUGUGACUCGCUCUACCAAAACUAGGCGCUUGUCGCAUCUGAACUUGACAGGUUGAUACGGACUUGUUGUUCAUUUCCCUAUUGUAGACCUUUUGUGAAAUCUA
Lineus longissimus is the source of this 2581-nucleotide messenger RNA. RefSeq lists its product as uncharacterized. Lineage: Eukaryota; Metazoa; Nemertea; Pilidiophora; Heteronemertea; Lineidae. Bases 174 to 1115 code for a protein of 313 amino acids. Gene Ontology annotation, molecular function: oxidoreductase activity. The record is from RefSeq and is a predicted model, not a curated record. The transcript is spliced from 2 exons.